AUUUUAGUAACAUUAAUUUUACACGGCCUUAGUAAAUUAAUUGGUUCUACGUUUACUGAUAAAACGUUACAGUCAUCAUAAUUUGACAGUAACGUUGUCACACAGUUGACUACUGAUAAAUAUUAUGAGCUGUGUAAACUUUAAAGUGGGAAUCCGCCAAAAAUUUAAAUGAUUUACUAAGUUACUAACUACUGAAAACUGAGUGGCUACUACUACUAACUACUGAGACUGACUAGUGAGUAGUGACUGGCCUGCUGCAAUUGCUGUUGCAUAAGUGAAUAUUAUAUGAAUUUAUAAACAUAAGUACCAAAAAAUAAAUUUUAUAUAUUAAAAAAAUGACUUCCAUAACUGUAGAUUUAUCGGAAGAUAGCGAUGGUGUGGAAGACUUGCCAGAUGUAUUUCUACCAAGUAAAAGUAGCAGUCAAUCAUCCUAUGUGUCUACAUCAACUUCUAAAAGUUGUUCACAAAGUUCCAAUCCUUCAGUAAAUUCUGAUAAUGAACAAAAAAAGUCUAAGAAAAAGAAAGUGGAUGAUAAUAAUGUAGUUAAACAGACACAAAAAAUUUAUAAGCCAGAAGAAUGUAUGAAGUUUAUGAUGGUAGAAAUGCAUCCAACUUUAAUAGAAUCAUGGUACUGUGCUGAUGUGCAGCGAGAGGUGACAGCAAGAGGUGCCAAAAUUAACAAGAAUUCAUCCCUUUGUGAUACUAGACUAGUGCUAUGGAGCAGAAUGGUUGAUCCUACAUUUACUAGUAAUAAUGGAAUGGUAGGUCUUACCCAAACCAAGCAGCCUUGUGAGCAUGGACUCUACAUUGCAAGUCUGGAGGAAAUAGAAGAACAGUUGAACACUCAUACACUUUCACAGCAUAUGACACAAGCAGCAAGUCUCGCUGGCUGUCCACUGACAUUGGUGUUGUAUGCUGUUAAGGAUUAUUUUAAACCAUCAGGACGCAAGACAAACAGACAUAUCCCAAAAAUAGAACCCAUUGAUUUAGAAAUGGCUUUAACAGAUCUCUUGGUAACUGCAAAAUGUGAUACAAUUAAGGUCAACACACCAAACGAGUUGGCGUUAACCAUUGCACAGUUUACAAAGGCGAUAGCUGAAGCACCUUAUAAGAAAGCAAAAAAAGCCUAUGACGAACAAGCUGAAUUUUAUAUGAGGGGCGACAAUAAAAAAUGUGUUACUGUUGCUAAAAAUGGUGAUGGCGUGGAUAUGUUGUGGCAACAAAUGAUUGCUGUAUUGCCACAUUCAAGCCUUGAAACAUCAAGGGCUGUAUGUGCGAAGUACAAAACUCUAAAAUCUCUGUACCAGGCGCUUCAGGAGCCUAAUAGUGUGAACAAUGUGGCCGAUGUAGGUGUUACUCGCUCCGCUGCGCCAGGUUCCAAGACAAGGCGGCUUGGUAACGAAUUUGCACGGAAGCUACACAUUUUGUUUACCUCUGAGGAUGGUAAUACUCCAGUCGAAUGAUCAUAUGAAUUCAAGACGUAAAAUUUCGAUAAUUUGAAGAUAGGAAUGCGCCAUUGCUAAAUUGAGGGACAGAAGAAGCUAAAUAAAUACUAGACUAUUUA
Messenger RNA from Pieris rapae (cabbage white), 1564 nucleotides. RefSeq names its product crossover junction endonuclease EME1 (gene mms4). The transcript has 10 exons. Bases 336 to 1463 code for a protein of 375 amino acids. The record is from RefSeq and is a predicted model, not a curated record. Gene Ontology annotation, cellular component: Holliday junction resolvase complex; nucleus. Gene Ontology annotation, biological process: double-strand break repair; replication fork processing; mitotic intra-S DNA damage checkpoint signaling. Lineage: Eukaryota; Metazoa; Arthropoda; Insecta; Lepidoptera; Pieridae.